Molecule: messenger RNA, 270 nt
Organism: Giardia duodenalis
Lineage: Eukaryota; Fornicata; Diplomonadida; Hexamitidae
Product: Dynein light chain LC8
Exons: 1
Coding region: 1-270 (89 amino acids)
Biological process (GO): microtubule-based process
Cellular component (GO): dynein complex
Molecular function (GO): dynein intermediate chain binding; dynein light intermediate chain binding
Source: RefSeq, a predicted model, not a curated record
AUGAGCGAGCGCAGCGUUAACGUCAAGAAUGCAGACAUGCCCGAGGACAUGCAGCAGGACGCGAUAGACUGCGCCAUCCAGUCCAUGGAGCGCUUCAACAUCGAGAAGGACAUCGCGGCGUACAUAAAGAAGGAGUUCGACAAGAAGCACCACCCGACCUGGCACGUCAUAGUCGGGAAGAACUUCGGGUCCUACAUCACGCAUGAGACAAAGAGGUUCAUCUACUUCUACGUCGGCCAGCUGGCCUUCCUGAUCUUCAAGUCUGGUUGA